Molecule: messenger RNA, 1654 nt
Organism: Brassica oleracea var. oleracea
Lineage: Eukaryota; Viridiplantae; Streptophyta; Magnoliopsida; Brassicales; Brassicaceae
Product: probable GABA transporter 2
Exons: 7
Coding region: 200-1558 (452 amino acids)
Cellular component (GO): plasma membrane
Source: RefSeq, a predicted model, not a curated record
GGACAGGUUGUUUUCUAUCUUUAAAAAGAACCAACGAAAUACAUACAUACUCCUGUGUUAGCAAUUAGUAUAAACUAUCACCAGCUAAAAUGCACUACCACUUCUACGUUGUUGUUGUUUAUCAUCAUUCACCCCCAAGAAUCACUUUCUCAUAAAAAUUCCAUAAUCAUUAUUCUCUUCCACCUAAAAUCCAUCAUCAAUGGCGGAUCCUCCAAGAUCCGAAAUCUUUCCUUCUUCCCGGCUCGAUAACGACGCGGGAGCUCUCUUCGUCCUCCAAUCAAAAGGGGAGUGGUGGCACGCCGGAUUUCAUCUAACGACGGCGAUCGUAGGGCCGACGAUCUUGACGUUACCGUACGCGUUCAGGGGGUUGGGCUGGUGGUUAGGGUUUGUGUGCCUGACGACGAUGGGUCUCGUCACUUUCUAUGCUUACUACCUCAUGUCCAAGGUUCUUGAUCACUGUGAAAAAUCCGGCCGCCGUCAUAUCCGAUUCCGGGAACUCGCCGCCGACGUUCUCGGAUCAGGAUGGAUGUUUUAUGUGGUGAUCUUCAUUCAAACAGCUAUCAACACUGGAAUCGGAAUUGGCGCCAUUCUACUCGCAGGCCAAUGCCUUGAAAUAAUGUACUCGAGCCUUUUCCCACAAGGAACCUUGAAGCUCUACGAGUUCAUUGCUAUGGUGACAGCCGUGAUGGUUGUUCUGUCACAGCUCCCAAGUUUUCACUCUCUUAGACACAUUAAUUGUGUUUCUCUUCUUCUCAGCUUAGGCUACACCUUCCUCGUUGUUGCCGCUUGUAUCAACCUAGGCUUGUCUAAACACGCUCCUAAACGUGAGUAUUCACUAGAGCCUUCGGACUCAGGGAGAGUUUUUAGUGCCUUCACAUCCAUUUCGAUCAUUGCUGCUAUUUUCGGAAAUGGAAUUUUGUCUGAAAUACAGGCAACUCUUGCCCCACCAGCUACAGGGAAGAUGUUGAAAGGACUAUUGUUGUGUUAUAGUGUGAUCUUCUUCACGUUUUACUCGGCUGCAAUUUCUGGUUAUUGGGUAUUUGGUAAUAGUUCGAGCUCUAAUAUUCUCAAGAACCUAAUGCCUGACCAAGGACCGACUCUGGCUCCUAUUGUCGUCAUUGGCCUAGCGGUCAUCUUUGUUCUUCUUCAGCUCUUCGCCAUUGGCCUUGUGUAUUCUCAAGUUGCGUAUGAGAUAAUGGAGAAGAAAUCGGCGGAUACAACAAAAGGGAUGUUCUCGAGACGCAACCUGGUGCCGCGUUUGAUUCUAAGAACGCUAUAUAUGGCGUUUUGUGGAUUCAUGGCAGCGAUGCUGCCUUUCUUUGGGGAUAUAAACGCGGUGGUAGGUGCGAUUGGGUUUAUCCCACUCGAUUUCGUGCUGCCAAUGCUUCUGUACAACAUGACAUACAAGCCUACGAAAAAGAGCUUCACGUAUUGGAUAAACAUGACGAUAAUGGUUGUGUUCACUUGUGCGGGACUCAUGGGAGCUUUCUCAUCUGUUAGGAAACUUGUUCUUGAUGCUAAUAAGUUCAAGUUGUUUAGUAGUGAUGUUGUUGAUUAGAUGCUUUAUCAUAGAGUAUAUUGAUGAUACAUAGACACACUUUUUGUGUACAUGUUUUUUUGGGUUAAUGUCCUUAAAGAGUUUUUUCCAGGUUGA